UCAAAUGGCAGAUACAAAAGAUACGAAAAAUAAAGUGAUACCACCAUGCACAACAACAACAUCAACAAAUACCCCAACAAUCACAUCCACAACAAUGAAAACAAAACAACGGAAAAGUACUACGAGCAGCAGUAGUAGUACAACUAGUACUGGUAGUAACGAUACAGUUAUAACUAGUCCAACUAGUAAACCUUCUACAACUAGUAAUAUUAAUACAGCAACUAGUACAAGGAAUACUGCAACUGGUACGAGUUGUACAUCUAGUAAUAUUAAUACUACAACUAGUACAAGAAGUACUGCAACAAGUAAUAUAAAUAGUGCAAAGAGUACUGUAACUAGUAUGAGUAGUACUACAACUGGUAAUAUUAAUAUUACAACUAGUAAUAUUAAUACAGCAACUAGUAGUAGUACAAGGAGUACUGCAACUAGUUAUAUAAAUACAUCAACUGGUACAAGUAGUAUUACAACUAGUAUAAGUGGUGGUACUGCAACUAGUAAACCUGCUAGUUGCACGUACAUGUCAACACAUACUACUAGUCUUGGUUCAACCGCAACAAGUAAAAAUAAUAAUAAUAAUAUAACAGCAACCACUACAACAUCAACCAGUGGUGGAGCGCUCUCAUCAAAUGUUGUAACAUUAGUAACAAGUAACAAAUCAAAUGAAUCAAUUGAACGUGAAUCAAUCACAUCAUCAAAUGAACAAAUUAAUCAGCCGUUAUCUCAACAGCCGAAUCAACAUCAAACAAUACCAAUUCCAAUACCAGAUUUCUCAAAUUUAGUACGUUUAAGAAAAUCAGCACUUGGUAAAUCCGCGCCAUCUUUAUCAGCCAAUAUGCAACAAGGAAUUGAUUUAAAUAACGUAUCACGUCGUAAUAGCCGUACAAUGUCCACCCAGCAUCGUUUAAGCUACGUAUCAAACGCAAGUCCAACAACAAAUAACACCAACUAUACCGCAAUGCAACAGCAACAUCAUAAUAACAAUAACAAUAAUUUAAUUCAACAACAACAACAACAGAAUUAUCAUCAUUACCAUCAUCAGCAGCAUGGUAGUCAUUACCAUCAUAGUCAUGCGUAUCGAUCACAUUCACCUGUAUCAAGUGGCUCACCAGUUGAUUCACCACCAGCUAGAACAUAUUCACCAAAUAUGAUAUUAGUGCCAUCUUUUAAACGGAGUAGUGUGAUUGGUUGUAGAGGCGAUGGAAGAAGAUGGUCCGUUGCAUCUUUACCAUCCUCUGGUUAUGGUACAACACCCGGUAGCUCAAAUAUGUCGUCCAAAUGUUCGAGUCAAGAGCGUUUGCAUCAAUUACCUCACAUACCAACAAGCGAUGAGCUCCGUUUACUGUCACACCAUCUUUCACGUGAAACAAUUACAACAACGUCCACAACAUCUUGUACAUCUUGUACAACAAGUACAACGUGUACUGAAGGCACUCAUGUUCACCACGGUACGAAUAAUUCUAACAAUAUCGCAAACGUUGCUAUUGGAGAUAACAAUAUCUUACAUAAUCAACAAUCAACGGGCUAUAGACCUCGAUCUCGUUCCCUAAGUUCACCAAGUCGUUCCCCCGUUAUCGAUAACAAUGAACUCUCAAUGAUGAACAUGCUGUACAAAGAACGAUUCCCAAAAGCCACACAACAGAUGGAAGAACGCUUACAACAAUUUAUUAACGAGUACAAAGAUAUCGAAACAAGUAUUAUGCAAUUAUCGGCAACUAUUGAGCAACAGCAACAACAAUCAGCCAAUUCUUCAUCAACAACAUUCGAACAUAACGACGCAUUACCGAUUGCACGAUUCGUACAUCAUCAAGUAUUAGAAAUUGCUCGAGAUUGUUUACAUAAAUCACAAUCGAAAUUAAUCACAAGUCGAUAUUUCUAUGAAAUAUCCGAUAAUCUAGAACGAUUAUUACUCGAAACGAAAGAAAAAUCGUUUGAAGCAUCGAUACAUGUGACUAAUCUUAUCAAAAAAUUAUUAUUGAUUAUAUCCCGUCCGGCAAGGUUGUUAGAAUGUUUAGAAUUUGAUCCGGAGGAGUUUUAUCAUUUACUAGAGGCAGCUGAAGGACAAGCGAAAUGUGUUCAAGGUAUUAAAACUGAUAUACCGAUUUAUAUUAUCCAAAAAUUAGGUUUAAAUCGUGAUCCAAUUGCGGAAUUACAAUUAGAAUUAAAGAAAUCCGAUUCGAUUAAUAAUAUGUUAACGUUAACUCCAACCACCGAAUUAGCUGAUCAACAGCAACCAGAAAACGAAGAUCAUUGGAUUAAUCCAAAUAACACGACACCAAAAACAUCAACGGCAUACACUUCAACAGGACCUAGUGAACAUGAUUACGAUAUUAUCAAGCUAAUAUCGAACGGAGCCUAUGGUGCGGUUUACUUAGUUAAGCAUAAACAAACGCGACAACGAUUUGCGAUGAAAAAGAUCAAUAAAAAUAAUUUAAUAUUACGGAAUCAAGUUGAUCAAGUUUUCGCUGAACGUGAUAUUUUAAGUUUUGCGGAUAAUCCGUUUGUGGUUAGCAUGUAUUGUAGUUUUGAAACACGACGCCAUUUAUGUUUGGUUAUGGAGUAUGUGGAGGGAGGGGAUUGUGCAACACUGUUGAAGAAUAUUGGACCGUUACCGUCUGAUAUGGCACGCUUUUAUUUUGCGGAAACAGUUUUAGCUGUGGAAUAUUUGCAUAGUUAUGGAAUUGUGCAUCGAGAUUUAAAACCAGAUAAUUUAUUAAUAACCGUCCUAGGACAUAUAAAAUUAACGGAUUUUGGAUUAAGUAAAAUGGGUUUAAUGUCAUUAGCAACAAAUUUAUAUGAAGGUUACAUUGAUUCUGAAACGCAACAGUUUUCUGAUAAACAAGUGUUUGGCACCCCUGAAUAUAUUGCACCAGAGGUGAUUCUACGACAAGGUUAUGGUAAGCCGGUUGAUUGGUGGUCAAUGGGUAUUAUAUUGUACGAGUUUUUAGUUGGUUGUGUACCAUUUUUUGGUGAAACGUUAGAAGAAUUAUUUGCACAUACUGUAAAUGAUGAUAUUGAAUGGCCCGAUCCAGAUGAUUGGCCCAUCCAGAUUGAAGCCAAGGACUUAAUAAAUUCCCUACUCGCACAAAAUCCACGUGAUCGCCUCGGUACAGCCGGACCACAUGAAGUAAAAGAACAUGCAUACUUCAAUGGACUUGAUUGGAAUUCGUUGCUCCGACAAAAGGCAGAAUUCGUACCACAAUUAGAUAACGAUGAAGAUACCAGUUAUUUCGAUAGUCGAACAGAUCGAUAUAAUCAUGAAGUUGCGGACGAUACAGACGACACAGAUGAUUCACCGGUAUUUGGAUCAUUUUCAUCGUGUUCCCCUCAGUAUCGUAAACAGACUACGGCCGCUUCGUUGUUUAUUAAUAAUGCGUCGCGAUUAUUGUUUGAUAAUAAUAAUCAAGCGGCGAUUAGUACGGUUACCACAAGUGUUGUGACAGUUACAACUACCAGUAAUAAUAACAAUACUUUGGCCACAACCGCUCCAAUAACGAGUACGAGUGAAAUGGUCGUAAAAACAACAAGUCAACCAAUGUCGUUACCGAUUAUUACAACAUCAACUGUUACGAAAUCAACUACUACAACCACCGCGAAAUCCAGGUAUUUAAGUAAUAGUGGAAGUAGCAGUAGCUCUGGGAAUUACAUCGAUUGCAAUUAUGGUAUAAUUCCGAAUGCUCCACCAACAACGCCUGCGCACAAUACAUGUGAUAAACGUAUCGAUGCAUUUAUCAAUCAUAGUGUUGAUUUAAAUACUCCUCCAAAUACAGCUUUUGCAUCAACCGCGAAUAAAACUCCACUCUCGAUAUUCGACGAUGUACAUCGAUUACACAAGCUCCAAACAACAAAUGAAUCUACGAUGAAUACAAAAACCACUGAUAAGAUCCUAUCAACUCCGGAAUCAUCACAAACUGAUUCCGAUGACGUAUCUCCUCAGAUACAACGUCGACGAAGGAUUAUCAGCGGAUCGUCGGGAUCGGGAAGUGCAUCAAAUGCGUUGUUACCAAGAUUUGCGAUUUCUAUGGAGGAUGAUCAUACACCAUGUGGGGACACAACUACUACAACAAUUACGACGACGAUAAAUAAUACAUCGUUUACGAACACACCGAUUAAUAAACAUCGGUCGCGUAGUGUUGUGAAAAGUGCGUCCGCAACCGGUCUAUCGUUGAUUAUACCGACGGAUGAGUUGUAUCAACAGCAGAAUCAGCAACAUCAUCAUCCACAUCAUCACUAUCACCAUUGCAGUCAUCAUCAUCAUCAUCAUCACCAUAUGAAUUUGAAUUCUCCAAGUGGGAUUGUGGGAACUUAUAGUAGUGCAGGAAGCGGCUCAGGUGGUGGAGGGGGUUCUAGUACAGCAAGUUCUCGAGAUACAUCACCAUGUCGUGAACUUUCUCCACUUGUGAGUUCCUAUAAACCACCGAUAAUCAUCAAGCGUGGUCCUCGCGGCUUUGGAUUUACUGUACACACAAUACGUGUUUACUAUGGUGAUACCGAUUUCUAUACAAUGCAUCACCUAGUGAUGGCUGUAGACGAAGUUGGUCCAGCUUACGAUGCUGGUCUACGACCUGCAGAUUUAAUUACACACGUAAAUGGUGAACCGGUUCAAGGGUUAUACCAUACCCAGGUCCUACAACUGUUACUUGGCGGUGGUGAACGCGUUAGUUUACGAGCAACACCAUUGGAGCACACGUCCAUUCAAACUGGUGGACGAAAACGAAAUGCUACACAGGGUAAAUUAGCACGACGAUCGGUACAUCGACAGCGUAAACAAAAACGAUUGUCAACAAGUGGUAUUGGAGGUGGUGUCAGUGGUACGGUUGGUGAUGGAUCUCCUACAACUUCACCUUCAUCAUCGUCUUCUACGUCAUCGGUGUCUGUUUCUGAGAAACGUCGAAAGGCAUCGUUGUUUCGUAGAAUUAGUAAUAAACGAGCAAGUGUUGAAAUGCAACAGAUAUCAAAUGUAAUGUCUGUUACUCCAACAAUUGUAACACCACCGAAUCAUCAUCGCAAUCAAUCAUACAUCCCACGUACCCCAGAUAGUACCACAUUCAUAACAAAUUCACCGAUACGUGCUGGAGUUAGUACUACUGGAGGUGGUGCAGGUCCAGGUGGUUGUGAUAACGUAAUUGAUCAACAACAACGAUUUAGUAAUAAUUUUAGUGGUUGUAGUCCAUUAUCAUUAAAUUCAUCAUCUCAGUCAUCAUCACCGAGUUCAUCAACUCCAAACACACCAACAGCCAACAAUAAUAAUGUUACAUUGACAUCAUCUCCAUCCUCAAGCUCGUCAACGUUGAAUAACAGUAUAGUCCAGAGUAGUAGCAGUAGCAGUUUAACUAGUCCAAAUAUCAAGCAACAACAGCAACAUUAUCAACGUCCAUCAACGUUGCACGGUCUUAAACACAAGUUGCACAGUUCAACUUGUUCAAAAAGUCUGCAUAAAUCAAGUCCGUCAUGCGCUAGUGGUAAUUCAAAUACUAGUACUUCAACUGGAAUUAGUGGAAUUAGCACAAUUGGUCCGAUUGGCAUUGGUAUAGUGGGCCCAUCACGCCGUAAAUCCGUUGGACAUAUACCGCUAUCACCGUUAGCACGGACUCCAUCACCAAGUCCCCUGCCAAUAUCGCCAACUCGAUCACCGUCGCCGUUGGCAUUUACAAUCGUUGGCCAUCAACAAGGUAGUUCAAAUACAACGCAAUCGUAUAGUCCAGGUGUUGUGAUUGGUACUGGAAUGAGUGGAAGUGGAACGAGUAGUAUUGGAGUGGGUGGUCCAUUAGCUAAUACAUCGUCUACAUCGAAUGUUGUGGGUACUUUGAAUAGUAAUAGUAGUAGUCCGUCACAAAAUAAGAAGAGUUAUGUGCGUCCAAAGAGUGCUGAACCUGGGUCACCAUUGUUGAGGCGUGCAUUGUCACCGGAUCGAUUACAUCCACGUAGUGCUGAAGGUAAAUGUACGUUAAUCUCACCGUUAUGCUCCUCAACAAGUGGUAGCGUAUCUCGUGUAUCAACCAGCACCGGUGGUGUUUGGCGUGCCGCUUCUGUUAUCACCACAACAACCACAUCAACUUCCUCCUCGUCAACAAGUACAUUUACAAGUGGCAUCAGUUGUACAACAAAUACGAAUCCCGUAACAUGUACAAGUAACAGUAAUUACAUCACAAUACCUGCAACCUGCACCGUCGACAAAGAUAAUAAACAUGCACAAAAUAACGAAUAUCUAGAUAGUUCAAUGCAAAACAGUGAUAAUCAACAAGCAUCACAAUUAUCGUUAGCGCUAGUUGGUCCUAAUGAAUUAUUACCUAGAAUUGCUGAAGAGAAGGACUCACCAACAAAUUCAAAUCAAGAGAAUCCGCCCUCAUUAACAACAAAUUCGCCUCUAACUGGAAUUGUGAAAAGACUUAAUAUCGAAGUUUAUCGUAAUAUUUAUUCAUUGAAUGAUCGAAGUAUAAGAAAAAAUACGUUUUCAGUUAUUGUCAGGAUCUGUUUUAAGCUCUUUUGUUUUCAAUUUCUUAAGCCAGAAAAUAUUUUAAUCUUAGGGCUAACUGGAUCGUAAUCCCGGGUCGCCCAAGAGUUAACAUAAAAAAACGACGACACCACUUGUAGGGCCUACAUGGAGGAUGAUGAAACUUCCUUUCAUGUAAUUUUUACGCCAGAUUCAGAAUGUUCGAGUCUGAAACCUUGGAUCCAUCAAUCCUGGGAGAGAUCCCCUCGUAGAAGCUGUUUGAUUUUGCGUGGCGUUUGGUGUCGGAAGAAUCCGAUAGCUUCAUCUGAUUUUAAUAGCAUUUCUUACCUGAAAACUCGUCUUCGAGUGACUGUUGCUCUCAAGAAGGGUACAGAGGAAUCCCUUAGUCCAGGUGCUAGGGAUCUACUUACCAUGACACCUAUCAUUCAAUUUGGUUAUUGUUUCCUAAAUGACAAAUUUUAGACGUAGAAAAAACUGACAAGAUAAAUAAUAGAAUAAUAUUAAGAAUACAAAGUUUUUAGUCCUUGAUUUAUUUGUGAGAUAUCGACCUUAUACCUUGACUUCUCGUGUAUCGACCUUGUACCUUGAAUUUCGUACCUUGACGACUAAUUUAACAGGAAAAUCACAUAAUUUCCUCAAAAUACUAAUUUUAUUUAAAGUUAAAGAAGAGAAAAUAAAAACCAAUUGAAAACAAACAAUUGACUUAGUGAAUUUUU
Chrysoperla carnea is the source of this 7167-nucleotide messenger RNA. RefSeq names its product microtubule-associated serine/threonine-protein kinase 2 (gene dop). Bases 5 to 6541 code for a protein of 2178 amino acids. The record is from RefSeq and is a predicted model, not a curated record. Gene Ontology annotation, biological process: intracellular signal transduction; peptidyl-serine phosphorylation. Lineage: Eukaryota; Metazoa; Arthropoda; Insecta; Neuroptera; Chrysopidae. Gene Ontology annotation, molecular function: magnesium ion binding; ATP binding; protein binding. The transcript is spliced from 13 exons.